This is a messenger RNA of Prorocentrum cordatum, 469 nucleotides long. The record is from the annotation of a GenBank genome assembly. NCBI's taxonomy places the organism in Eukaryota, Dinophyceae, Prorocentrales, Prorocentraceae.
CAGGAGUUGGCGAGCGGUACGUCCAUUUGCUGGACGAGCCCGAGGUGUACACAUGCCACGAGCACUUGGGGAUCCCCACCAUCGACUCCAGCUUCGGGACCGCGCCAGAGAUCUGGAACGCCAUGUUCGGGGCCGUCCAGCAGCUCGUGCCGCCCGAGAUCUUGGCAAACAAGGAGUUGAUGCAGGGGCUCUCCCUGUUCUCCAUGCCCAUCAUCCGAGCCGCCGACGCCCUCGUCGGCUCCACGAACGCCAUGCGCGUCGACGCGUUCUCCGCGGACGGCGCACGGCAGACGCUCCGGGUGGCGCACCCCGACCUGGAGAGUUGCGUGGGACUCGGCACCGCGGCCUUCGCGGCGGCCUCGGGCGUGAGAAGCGCCGGAGACGCGCGCGCGCGAUCUCCAAUCCACGCCCUUAUCACCCGCGGGACAGGAAUUUGAAGGCCACCAAGAGAGUAGGUCCCAUAGGAGGG